Messenger RNA from Hipposideros armiger (great roundleaf bat), 1569 nucleotides. RefSeq names its product cholinergic receptor nicotinic gamma subunit (gene CHRNG). The coding region runs from base 16 to 1569 and encodes 517 amino acids. The record is from RefSeq and is a predicted model, not a curated record. Lineage: Eukaryota; Metazoa; Chordata; Mammalia; Chiroptera; Hipposideridae. The transcript has 12 exons. Gene Ontology annotation, cellular component: postsynaptic membrane. Gene Ontology annotation, molecular function: acetylcholine-gated monoatomic cation-selective channel activity; transmembrane signaling receptor activity. Gene Ontology annotation, biological process: monoatomic ion transmembrane transport.
GAGAGCUGUGGCACCAUGCACAGGGGUCAGGGGCAGCUGUUCCUCCUGCCACUGCUGGCUAUCUGCCUGGGAUCCCAGAGCUGGAACCAGGAAGCACGUCUGCUGGCGGACCUGAUGCACGACUACAACCCCCACUUGCGACCCGCCCAGCGGGAUUCGGACGUGGUCAACGUCAGCCUGAAGCUCACCCUCACCAACCUCAUCUCCCUGAACGAACGAGAGGAGGCCCUCACCACCAAUGUUUGGAUAGAGAUGCAGUGGUGUGACUAUCGCCUUCGCUGGGACCCACAAGACUACGAAGGCCUGUGGGUGCUGAGGGUGCCGUCCACCAUGGUGUGGCGGCCAGAUGUCGUGCUGGAGAACAACGUGGAUGGCGUGUUCGAGGUGGCCCUCUACUGCAACGUGCUUGUGUCUCCUGAUGGCUGUGUCUACUGGCUGCCGCCCGCCAUCUUCCGCUCCUCCUGCCCCGUCUCCGUCACCUACUUCCCCUUCGACUGGCAGAACUGCUCCCUCAUCUUCCAGUCCCAGACCUACAGCACCAACGAGAUCAAUUUGCAGCUGAGCCAGGAAGAGGGUCAGACCAUCGAGUGGAUUUUCAUUGACCCCGAGGCUUUCACAGAGAACGGGGAGUGGGCCAUCCGGCACCGGCCAGCCAAGAUGCUGCUGGACGCGGCGGCGCCGGCCGAGGAGGCGGGCCACCAGAAGGUGGUCUUCUACCUGCUCAUCCAGCGCAAGCCCCUCUUCUAUGUCAUCAACAUUAUUGCUCCCUGCGUCCUCAUCUCCUCUGUCGCCAUCCUCAUCUACUUCCUUCCUGCCAAGGCGGGUGGCCAGAAGUGUACCGUCGCCAUCAACGUGCUCCUGGCUCAGACUGUCUUCCUCUUCCUUGUGGCCAAGAAGGUGCCCGAGACCUCCCAGGCAGUGCCACUCAUCAGCAAGUACCUGACCUUCCUCCUGGUGGUGACCAUCCUCAUUGUCGUGAAUGCUGUGGUCGUGCUCAACGUGUCAUUGCGGUCCCCACACACACACUCCAUGGCCCGCCGGGUCCGCAAGGUGUUCCUGCGGCUCCUGCCCCAGCUGCUGCGGAUGCACAUUCGCCCGCUGGCCCCAGCAGCUGUGCAGGACACCCGGCCCCGGCUACAGAACGGCUCUUCCACUGGGUGGUCAAUCACCAGUAGGGACGAGGCGGCUUUCUGCCUGCCUCGCAGUGAAGUCCUUUUCCGGCAGCGGCAGCGCAACGGGCUGGUGAGGGCAGCGCUGGAGAAACUAGAGAAAGGCCCGGAGCCAGGGCAGAGCCAGGAGUUGUGUGGCAGUCUGAAGCAGGCUGCCCCAGCCAUCCAGGCCUGCGUGGAAGCCUGCAACUUCAUUGCCUGUGCCCGACACCAACAGAGUCACUUUGACAGUGGAAACGAGGAGUGGUUCCUGGUGGGACGCGUGCUGGACCGCGUCUGCUUCCUGGCCAUGCUCUCGCUGUUUGUCUGCGGCACGGCUGGCAUCUUCCUCAUGGCCCACUACAACCAGGCGCCUGCCCUGCCGUUCCCUGGAGACCCCCGCCCCUACCUGCCUGACUGA